AUGUCUUCUCAGAAAUCAAGCCUACUCCAAACGGUCCUCCUGGGCGAUGACCUCCCCCUAUCCAACCGCAUCGUUAUGGCGUCAAUGACCCGCAACCGCAACAUCGACAACAUGAAGCCCACGCAGCUCACAACUACAUACUACACUCAACGAGCUUCCGCCGGCCUCAUCAUCUCCGAAGGCAUGCACAUAUACCCACAAGCCACUCAAUGGGAACACGUCCCGGUGAUGUACGAGGCUGAACACGCCCAAGCCUGGAAGCCAGUAACAGCGGCGGUUCACGAUGCCGGUGGCAAGAUUUUCAUGCAGAUAUGGCAUGCCGGCCGAGCGCAGAAUGAGAAGAUGAAGUGGGUGAAGCAGGAUGGAAGCUUUCCGGGCGUUCUGGCUCCGAGUAAAGUCAAGGCAGUGGGAGGGAGGUUCAGGACUGGAGAUGGAGGACAUUUGGAGAACACCGAGAACUUGACCGCCAUCGAGGAUCCGAGGACUGUGGUCGAGCAAUACAAGAAGUCCGCAACUCUUUCCGAGGACGCAGGUUUCGAUGGCGUGGAGGUGAUUGCUCUGGGAGGCUACCUCGUACACAGCUUCAUGAACUCAAGGGCCAAUCUCCGGACCGACGAAUAUGGUGGUUCCGUCCAAAACCGCUGUCGAUUUCCGCUCGAAGUCGUCGAUGCGAUGAUAUUGGUCUACGGCCAACGUCGAGUUGGGGUCAAGAUCAGCCCAUUCGACUGCUACAACGACUCGGCAGCCACGUACGAAGAGUGCAUGGGGACGUUCACGUACCUCGUUGAACAACUUGUGCAAAGACAGAUCGCAUACAUCUGCUUGAGUCGUCGAGCAGUCGAGCCGUUUCUUGGUCGUCGACCUGAUGGGUUUCAUUUGCCAGCUGGAACGGAUCCUGUCGACAUCUUUGGCCCGAUGGUCAAAAAUGCUGGCAGCAAGACCAUUCUGAUGGUCAAUGAUGGCUACACUCCGGGUGAAGCAGAGAAGCUUGUGGAGGCUGGGAAGAUCGACUUGAUUGCAUUUGGGAGACUGUACAUUCCCAAUCCAGACCUGGUGACAAGAAUUGAGAAAGGACUUCCGUUGGCUGAGAACGAUCGAGGUAACCAUGUCCAUUAUGGCCCAUUCAGAAGUCCGGAGGAAGACUACAUUGACUGGCCUGCUUCAGGUUCGUCUUGA
Messenger RNA from Zasmidium cellare ATCC 36951, 1176 nucleotides. RefSeq lists its product as uncharacterized. Bases 1 to 1176 code for a protein of 391 amino acids. Lineage: Eukaryota; Fungi; Ascomycota; Dothideomycetes; Mycosphaerellales; Mycosphaerellaceae. Gene Ontology annotation, molecular function: oxidoreductase activity; FMN binding. The record is from RefSeq and is a predicted model, not a curated record. The transcript has a single exon.